Molecule: messenger RNA, 2829 nt
Organism: Bombina bombina (fire-bellied toad)
Lineage: Eukaryota; Metazoa; Chordata; Amphibia; Anura; Bombinatoridae
Gene: VIL1
Product: villin 1
Exons: 20
Coding region: 158-2641 (827 amino acids)
Biological process (GO): actin polymerization or depolymerization; actin filament severing; barbed-end actin filament capping
Cellular component (GO): lamellipodium; actin cytoskeleton; cytoplasm
Molecular function (GO): actin filament binding; phosphatidylinositol-4,5-bisphosphate binding
Source: RefSeq, a predicted model, not a curated record
GGAAAACACAGAUCAAAGCUGAGCGGAGCAAAGCUUGGACAAAGGUCAUUGCUCCCUGUCAGGAGAGACUCUGUACAGGUGUGGAGGAUUGCUCUCCUCUCCUGUCUGCCGGCCACACCAGACGCAGGUUCCAAGAUUUUCAUCAUAAUUCUACAAAAUGCCAGAACUCAGUGAAAAAGUUUCAAAAUCGUUGAAUAAAACCACCCCUGGGUUGCAAAUAUGGAGGAUAGAGGAAAUGGCAAUGGCCCCUGUGCCCGAGAAAACAUUUGGAAACUUCUUUGAAGGAGAUUGCUAUGUGAUCCUUAUGACACACAAAACUGGAAAUAACUUCAACUAUGAUAUCCACUUCUGGAUUGGUAAAAACUCAUCAACAGAUGAACAAGGAGCGGCUGCUAUUUACACCACACAAAUAGACGACCAUCUUGGUGGAAAGGCUAUACAGCACCGUGAGGCUCAGGGCUAUGAGAGCGAAACCUUCAGGGGCUACUUCAAGCAGGGCGUCAUAUACAAGACUGGAGGUGUGGCCUCAGGAAUGAAGCAAGUGGAGACAAACACAUACAACGUAAAACGUCUUCUGCAUGUCAAGGGGAAGAAAAACAUUGCAGCAGGAGAGGUGCCAUUGGAAUGGAACAGCUUUAAUACUGGAGAUGUCUUCUUGUUGGAUCUGGGGAAAUUGAUCAUUCAAUGGAACGGCCCAGAAAGCAACAGAAUGGAGAGGCUGGGGGGUAUGAACCUGGCAAAGGAUAUCCGUGAUCGAGAAAGAGGGGGACGAGCCCAAAUUGGUGUUGUGGAAGGAGAAGAUGAGGGAACAUCCCCUCAGCUGAUGACAAUCAUGAGCAAAGUGCUAGGAGAGAGAAGGGAACUAAAGCAGCCCAUCGCUGAUGAGGUGGUAGAUAAGGCGAUUAAAACAUCAGUGAAAUUGUUCCAAGUAUCAGAUGCAAAUGGUAACUUGGUAGUACAGGAAGUAGCAACCCGACCUUUGACCCAGGAUUUGUUGAAUCAUGAUGACUGCUACAUUUUAGACCAGUGUGGUAAAAAGAUCUUUGUGUGGAAAGGAAAAAAUGCAACUAAGGAAGAGAGGCAGCAAGCUCUGUCACGGGCCCAGAGUUUUAUCACAGCCAAAAACUACUCUCCUUCCACAAACAUAGAGGUGCAGAAUGACGGAGCAGAAUCUGCUGUGUUUAAACAACUCUUUCAGAAAUGGACAACAAAGGAUCAGACUGCUGGUCUGGGCAAGACACAUAGUGUUGGAAAAGUGGCCAAAGUGGAACAAGUGAAAUUUGAUGCAGCUACAAUGCACGCCCAGCCUCAGAUAGCUGCACAACAGAAGAUGGUGGAUGAUGGAUCAGGAGAAGUAGAGGUCUGGAGAAUAGAAGACUUGGAACUUGUCCCAGUAGAGAAGGGAUGGCUUGGUCAUUUCUACGGUGGUGACUGUUACCUGAUUCUCUACAAAUACCUCAUCAAUAACAAGUAUAAUUAUAUUAUAUACAUGUGGCAGGGACGCCAUGCAAGUCAAGAUGAGAUUGCUGCAUCUGCUUAUCAGGCUGUAGCUCUAGAUCAGCAAUAUGAUGGGCAGCCAGUGCAAAUCCGAGUACCCAUGGGCAAAGAACCUGCACAUCUCAUGGCAAUCUUCAAAGGAAAAAUGGUGGUAUAUGAGGGUGGUACCUCCCGUGCUAAUAGCACAGAGACACCUCCAGAAAAUCGUUUGUUCCAGGUGCAUGGAACUAAUGAAUACAACACCAAGGCCUUCGAGGUACCUGUUAGGGCUUCAGCUCUCAACUCCAAUGAUGUUUUUGUUCUGAAGACAAAAGGCACCUGUUACCUGUGGUGUGGAAAGGGUUGCAGUGGUGAUGAGCGAGUAAUGGCUAAGAAUGUAGCAGAUAUCAUCUCUAGGGGUGAAAAGGUUGUGGUAGCAGAGGGCCAGGAACCAUCAGAGUUCUGGUUAACCCUUGGAGGGAAGAGUCAAUAUGCCAACAGCAAGAGAUUGCAGGAAGAAAGUCCUGACAUCAGUCCACGCUUGUUUGAAUGCUCCAACCAGACUGGAACAUUUGAAGCAACAGAGAUUUCAGAUUUCAACCAAGAUGAUCUGGAUGAAGAUGAUGUGUUUCUGUUGGAUGCAUGGGAUCAGGUGUUCUUUUGGAUUGGGAAAGACGCAAAUGAGAAGGAGAAAAAGGAAGCAGCUUUCACAGCUCAGGAAUAUCUCAAAAGCCAUCCAAGUGGCCGGGAUGUUAACACUCCCAUAAUAGUAGUGAAACAAGGUUUUGAGCCUCCCACAUUCACUGGAUGGUUUAUGGCAUGGGACCCCUUUAAGUGGGCUAAUAAUAAAUCUUAUCAGGACAUAAAAGCAGAGCUAGGAGAUCCCAACUCAAUUGACCUGAUUUCUUCGGAAUUAACAAACAUGGAACUGAACUCUUUUACUGCACAAACGACCUUUGUGUCACCAGCCUUUAAGAGUUUUCCAGCUGAAGAUCUGCUGAAUAAGACACCCGAUGAGCUACCUCCUGGUGUGGACCCAACAAAAAAGGAGGAAUAUCUGUCAAAUGAAGAAUUUAUUGCAAUAUUUGCCAUGUCUCGCUCUGAGUUCCAAGGACUGCCAGACUGGAGGAAGCAAAAUAUCAAGAAAGUAAAAGGACUGUUCUAAUGCCACAAACUACUGUUUUGUUUUUUUCUCUCUACUACUUUGUUUAUAAUCUUUUGCUCUCUACUCCAGCUUUUCCAUUACUUAGAGCUAAAGUUAUAUCAUUCCUUAUGUUUAAAACCAGAGCUUUUAUACAUAAAUAUAACAAUAAAAUCUGUGAAAAAAAUAAACACACUAAGACAAUAAAAAAA